Symbiodinium necroappetens is the source of this 1182-nucleotide messenger RNA. The record is from the annotation of a GenBank genome assembly. NCBI's taxonomy places the organism in Eukaryota, Dinophyceae, Suessiales, Symbiodiniaceae.
AUGUCCCACUCUGUGGAAGCGCUGCAGAAUGCGCGGGCCGCUUUGCAAGAGGAGCGCUUUUUCGAUGGUGUCCAGCUUGUGAACACGGCCCUUGAGGCUCAAGGACAAGCUCUUGGUGGCAGCAAAGGAGGCUAUUCAGCAGCUCCGGCUUCGACCGAAGCAGACGGCACGGAAAUCCUUCGGACUCCAGAAGUCUUCCUCAAUCGGGUGAUGACAACCUUGACGGCUGCGAAGAAGACAGAGCUGGCCGACUUCUUCACCGUCCGCACUGACUUGCUCGUUGGCCUCGGUGCGCUCAAACGUGCAGUGGUGGAUGUAAGCGCUGCUUUGCUGCUCCGGCCGGAAGAUGAAGCUCUGGCUAGGAAGAAGACUGAUCUGGAGGGUCGGCUGCUGUGGGUGCUGGCUUGGAUCAAAAAGAUGGGAAAGAGACGGAAAGCGCUUGCACUGCAACCGACAACCCUCCUGAAUUACAUUCUGGAGCAGAAUCACGGAAAGAAGAUUGCAAUCAUAGAAAACGAGUUCGGUGAGGUAGGGAUAGAUGAUGCGCUGUUGAACACCAAGAGCGCUGUGACAGAGGAGAACGUCAUUGAGAUGAACAAUGGCUGCAUUUGCUGCACCGUCCGGGGGGACUUGAUUGCAGGGCUGAAGAAGCUCCACAAGCAAACCACGGGCAAGGGCAAGCCUUUGGAUGGGAUCAUCAUUGAGACCACGGGCCUUGCAGAUCCAGCUCCCGUGGCACAGACCUUCUUUGCUGAUGACUUCGUGAGUGCCAACAUGGUGCUCGAUGGCAUCCUGACGGUCGUAGACAGCAAGCACAUCAUCGGACAGUUGCAGGAGGACAAGCCAGAAGGGGCGGUGAAUGAGGCCGUGGAGCAGAUCGCCUUUGCAGACCGGAUUCUGCUAAACAAGACAGACCUGGUGAGUGAUGCCGAGCUCGACGAGGUCCAGCGAGAGGCGAUCGCUGGCAAGCAACUGGCUAUCGAUCUGGCAGCACUGACCGCCAGGACCUGCAUCGACUGGCAAUGGGCGAAUCCUUUGUCCGCGCGAAUGAGGCUGUCGAUUCACAGCCGGCGGAGAAUGGGAGUGCAGCUGUCCCGACCGCAACUGAGCCUUGGACAUCACUGGCACUGGGUCAACCGGAAUUGGGAGUACCAUGCCGACUGUGCCGGCAUCCUCGACUAA